Messenger RNA from Lathyrus sativus (Indian pea), 873 nucleotides. Lineage: Eukaryota; Viridiplantae; Streptophyta; Magnoliopsida; Fabales; Fabaceae. The record is from the annotation of a GenBank genome assembly.
AUGAAUCAACUUUCCUUUGUUGGGCGUGUAACUCUUGCCAUAACUGUGAUAGAAGCUCUGCCUACGUAUUGUAUGAUGACCCCUACUAUUCCAAAGGCUUGUCUUAAGGAGAUCCAACAGAUGCAUAGGGAUUUUAUCUCGGAUGACAGUGAUGAAUCGCAUCAUUUACAUACAAUUCGGUGGAGUAAAAUUGCUAUGGAAAAUAGGUAUGGAGGAUUAGGAAUUAGGAAGCUUGAGCUUAUGAACCAAGCUUGUCUGGCCAAACUUAGUUGGUGUUUGUUGUGUGGGAAUCAAGCAUUGUGGUGUGAGGUUUUGAGAAGAAAAUAUAUAUCGCACAGAUUUCAGCUGGAGCCAGAGAGUGCGAAGGAUUCAUAUUCGAGCCUUUGGAAGCAACUUUCUAAUUUGUGGUCGCAAUUGGAGAGUAAGACUUAUUGGGAAUUAUGGAAUGGUAAGAAUGUCAGAUUUUUGGAUGAUGCACGGAUCACGCUAGGGUUGUAUUUGAAUUCGAUGAUGAUAGAGGAUAUUGAAGAUCACAAUUCACUUCAGAAACUCAAGGUUAUUCCCCCUCUGAGUUACAACUCUGAGAUUAAAAAUGUGCGGUUGUGGAGUGAUACAGCUGGUGGGACUUUUUUGAUAGCCUUGAUGUAUACUCAUCUCUCAUCUGUUGAUAUUAAUAAAGUCACUGAUGUCAGUUUAGAGUGGAAAUUUCUUUGGAAGAUUAAAAUUCCAGAGUGUAUCAGGUUCUUUAUUUGGAAGAUGUGCCAUAAUAGGCUUCCUACUAAUCAGGUUCUGGGGCACCUGCAAAUAUGGGACCGCUAUUUUGAUUACUACAGACAGCAUGAGGAGUCCUCUUUUCAUGCGUUGCAUGAUUGA